AUGAUGAUCAAGUGUUUAUUUCUAUUGGCUUUUACUUCUUACGUACAAUGUCAGGUUACUUCUUCUAUUGAAAGCUCCGGAUUCUCUGAAGAUGCUAGCCCAAUUACUGAUCCCAUAAUCACUAUCAGUCCAAUCGAAAGUCCAAGUCCAGUCACUGAUGGUCCUAUUGUCCCAACUACAGAAGAAGUGCCGGCUGUGACAGAUGAUUCUUCUGAAUACCCGGACACUACGGAUGACUCUUGGUCUUCUGUAACUCCAGAUGGCGAUACCAUUCCACUUGUCAUUCCUCUACCUCUACUCUUGUGUUUGUUGGGAGAUCUGAAGGCUUGUGAAUUCGGUGGAGCUGGAUCUCAAGAUGGAUUUGGUGGUCAAUCUCACCAUGGCCACGUUGGAGAUGGCGGAUUCGACAACAUCUUUGGAGGAAAUCGUGGAUCCGGAGGGCACUCAGGAGGCUUCGGACAAGGAAGUCAAGGCUUUGGAGGAGGAAGUAGUGAUGACCAAGGCUUUGGAGGACAAGGCUACGGUCAGAUCUCAGAAUCUGGAGGAAACAGAAGAGGUGGAUCCAGUUUUAACCAGAAUAAUGGCUUGGGCCGUGGUCAACAGUAUGGUAACGAUGACAGCGAAUCAAGUGACAGUGAAAGUGGAGAAUUUCAAGGAUUCGGAAGUCUGAACAGUCCAGAAGGUUUGUUCGGCCGUCAUCGUAGCAACAGAUUCAGAAGAUUAUUAACCGGUGCCUUCUGGUAAAGAGGAACGUGAUAGUACUACGUGGAACAAAACCUAUUGUAUAUAUUCUUAAACGAACUCGUCAAUCGAUCUUAUUGUAGCUGUUAAAUAGCGUAAUAAUAAACUUUUAUUUAUUAAUCAUGUUGACACCAGUAGCCACAAAAUAAAACACAAGGGAACAGUAGGUAUACAUACAUAACUGUCAGUUUGCCAAAUUGAAUUAUAUGUAUAAAAUAGAACUAAAACUAUAUAGCAUCACAUAUAACACUUUAUAUUUCAGGACAACAAAGUCCUCAUCCCACCCCAAAACCAGUAGCUCGGACUCAACAGCCUCUCGGCCUCGCUCAAGUUCAAGUAGUUCGAGCAGUUUUACGGGACCAUUAGAACCAGUCAUACCAGGUGCACCAAAGAAGCCAGUCUACGGUAUCUUUACAGCAAAGCCCGCCACGAUAGAAGUGGAAUCAGAUUCCGAGAUGGAGCUGACGGCACGAAAACUGCCGCGGAGUCAGAAUCGACAAGGUACGUCAUCUACAAGGUUAACUGGCACGGCACAGAGCCAUCCCGCCACUUCGAACGGCCGAAGCAUUAACGGUGGACGGGUUUACAGUAGACAUCAGUCCAAUAACAGCAGGUCUACUGGUCGAAAUUACGGUGAUUCAUUAGUGUAG
Messenger RNA from Bursaphelenchus okinawaensis, 1391 nucleotides. The record is from the annotation of a GenBank genome assembly. Lineage: Eukaryota; Metazoa; Nematoda; Chromadorea; Rhabditida; Aphelenchoididae.